Molecule: messenger RNA, 1469 nt
Organism: Mycotypha africana
Lineage: Eukaryota; Fungi; Mucoromycota; Mucoromycetes; Mucorales; Mycotyphaceae
Exons: 6
Coding region: 1-1308 (435 amino acids)
Cellular component (GO): cell cortex of cell tip
Molecular function (GO): protein binding
Source: RefSeq, a predicted model, not a curated record
AUGAGUAAGAUUUCGACAUAUAACUGUAUUCUACUUGUAUCCUCCACACUACUUUUAUUCAGCAUACCAUCCUACGUUGUUGAAGCCUUGAUACCAACGCCGCGAUAUAACGGAGGAUGCGCGCUCCUCAACCAGCAUAUUUACUGUUAUGGUGGCACUGUUAAUCGACAACCUUCUACGGACCAUUACGUUUUUGAUCUUUCUAAUGAUUUUACUAUUGACAGUAAAACAAUUGAUUCUUGGGCAUCAGCAGCUGAUUCAACUAACUCAUAUCAGCUUGAGCCCAACAGCUUAUUCUGCAUGACUGCUUUAAACGACAAUACAGGGUAUUUGAUCCACGGUGGUCUAGGAUAUGCAUCUUCUACACAGUUUCUGAAAAAUACAACAGCUAUCUAUAAUACAACAAUUUUAUCGUGGCAGCCACUACAGCAGCAGAUAAUGAAUCAAUCACAAAUAAUAUCCAGUCGUGAAGGAUCAUGUACGUUAGAUAGAAUAAACCGAUUAUGGAUCUGGGGAGGUAUAAGGUCAGUGAGAUAUACAAAACACCUAUAUCUUAAUACGCUCACUUGGUCUACUCUUGCAAAGAACACGAAUGCGACAACAGCCAUCAAACCUCGGUUAGCUCACACUGCCACACUUAACGAAAAGACGGACCAAUCCAUCUAUUACAUCGGUGGAUUACAAAACGACGGGGAACAUUUAUUACCAUCUCCUAUGAAUGAAAUUCUAGAGUACCAGAUACAAAAUGAUAGGUGGAUCACGCAUCGCUCACCUUUAAAUACAACUGUUCCUUCUUCGCGAAGACUACAUACAGCAACAUGGGUCCCUAACUCGGAGGAUUUGAUAUUUGUUUUUGGAGGCUCAGUAAUAGACGGCUCAUCUACCGUAGCGGAUUAUAGUUAUUUACUGAAUAUAACCUCAUUCGAAUGGACACCUGUCAAUCUGACAAAUACAGCUGCAACGGGUGCAGGCUCAAGAUUCGGGCAUUCUGCUGUGCUGCAUAAAAACAAUUCCUUGUUCAUCCUUUUCGGUGCAGAUCAGCUUAGUAACUUGAGAAACGACUUUUUUGUGAUUGACAUGUCCCACUGGCAAACAGUAACUGACUUCAAAGUGAAUGGUGAAUACGCUCUCAUCCCAGUUAACAAUAAUACCAGUAGUGCACCUUCUUCUACUAUCGUCAAUAAUGGAGCUUCUUCUUCUCGUACGAAAAUCACUUCUCUCGCUGCUACUUCAACCAGUACGAUAAACAUGUGUUUCGGUCUAAGUUUCUUCUCAGCUAUAUUGAUAUCAUUUUUGUUCAAGUACUAGAAUUCAGCUUUGUACAAUAAUGAUCGACCCCUUUUGCCCAAUCGCUUUAAUCGAUUUUUACUCUUAUUCUAUCCAUUUUUUUUACUACAUAAUUAUAUUCUUUAAUGCCCCUUCCCAUAUGAAAGAAAAGUUAAAAGCAGCAAAUAAUAUUCUUUAAGAAA